Messenger RNA from Eucalyptus grandis, 2610 nucleotides. Its product is annotated as wall-associated receptor kinase-like 22. Bases 158 to 2356 code for a protein of 732 amino acids. The transcript is spliced from 4 exons. Lineage: Eukaryota; Viridiplantae; Streptophyta; Magnoliopsida; Myrtales; Myrtaceae. Gene Ontology annotation, cellular component: plasma membrane. The record is from RefSeq and is a predicted model, not a curated record. Gene Ontology annotation, molecular function: polysaccharide binding; protein serine/threonine kinase activity; calcium ion binding. Gene Ontology annotation, biological process: cell surface receptor signaling pathway; protein phosphorylation.
GCCAAGAGUAGUUCGGGAAAAGAAAGGAAAACGAGAGAGAAGAAGAAGAAGAAGAAGAAGAAAAAGAAGAGGGGAAGAAAGGAAAGAGGGGUUUAGUGUGUGCUCACCAUGGAUGUCUCGCCAAACUGACUUGACUCUGUAAUGCAAUGUCUGGUCCAUGCACAUACGAACCGUGAAAAGCAUGUCAAACUCGGUGUUCCAAAUUCUUUUGCUUCUGGUUUCCCUCACAGUACAAGCAUCAGGAGCCGUACCGCGACUUGCAAGGCCUAACUGUGCUGAAAUGUGCGGGAACAUCACCAUUCCCUUCCCCUUCGGAAUAGGAAGAGAAUGUUUCUUGGAUGACUGGUACGAGAUUGUCUGCCAGCAAAACAAGACGAUUCCCAUACUAAAGAAGAUUGGAUUGAGAGUUCUCGAUAUUUUACUCCCCACUUUUGAUUGGCAAGGGUAUGGCGUGGUAAAGGUCAGUCUUCCAGUAAUUUACUCAAAUGCAAGCUGCCAGGGCAAUGGACAUGGUGAGCCGGUGAGCUUAGAAGGAAGUAAAUUUGUCUUCUCCCAGAGUUGGAACUUCUUUACAUUGGUCGGUUGUGACGCCGAGGCAACAGUGAUUAGUGAAGAAUCAACUGGUAUAGUCUUUACAUCGACUGGUUGCAGGUCGAAAUGUGAUGGAACCAAUACCAACAUUAGCUGGUCUAGUGCUUGCUCCGGGAGAGACGGAUGCUGCCAGACUACGAUCCCCUUAAAUCUUCAGGCCUUUAGUGUGGAUAUCAAAGGAGAAGGUAAACAACAGGGGUGCAAGUACGCUUUCCUGGCAGACACAUCAUGGUUUUCAAAGUCGGACGUUACAGGUUUAUAUGAUUUGAGAGUGAAUGAUACGGUUCCAGUGGUGUUACAAUGGGGGAUCCAAAACGAUACAGACUAUUCACUUGCGCUUCAAAAUCAAUCGAUGAGUUCUGAUGCUGUCUCGUGUUACAUCAGUAGCUUGCCAUAUGUGGAGUGCUGGUGCCUAAGCGGCUAUCAUGGUAACCCUUAUUUUAUUGGAGGAUGCCAAGAUAUUGAUGAAUGUGAAGAUUCAAAUAUAUGCCACAGGAGGGGCCGGACCUGUGUGAACAAGGAGGGCAGCUAUGACUGUGUUGAUGGUAGAAAGAAAGCUCUUAUUGGCCUCGGAGCGGGCGUUGGAGGAUUAGUGCAAGUGUUGCUUCUCUCUCGGUGGUUAUACAGAGUCGUCAAGAAAAGAAGAGAAAUUAAGCAAAAAGAGAAGUACUUUAAAACGCAGUGGGGUCUCUUGUUGCAACGACAUCUAUCUUCAUCACCUGAAGGCAAUGUUGCAAAAAGCAAAUUAUUCCAUUUCAAGGAUUUAGAGAAGGCCACUGACCGUUUCAACAAGAAUAGGAUACUUGGUCAAGGUGGACAAGGUGUUGUUUACAAGGGAAUGCUAACUUGUGGAAAAAUAGUUGCGGUUAAGAAAUCAAAACUGAUAGAUAAAGAAAAGGUUGAAGAGUUUAUCAAUGAGUUCAUCAUUCUCUCACAAAUCAAUCACAGGAAUGUGGUUAAGCUAAUGGGGUGCUGCUUGGAAACAGAUAUCCCGCUUUUAGUAUAUGAGUUCAUACCAAACGGGACUCUUUACAAGUAUCUACAUGACCCGAAUGAAGAUCUUCUUGCAUCAUGGGACACACGCCUUCGAAUUGCAACUGAAAUCGCUGGAGCCUUAUUCUACUUGCAUUCAGCAGCUUCUAUACCUAUUUAUCAUCGCGACAUCAAGUCCACUAAUAUCCUCUUGGAUGAGAAACAUCAUGCUAAAGUUGCAGAUUUCGGUACUUCCAAGUCUGUAUCCCUUGACCAAACUCAUGUAACCACAUUGGUGCGAGGAACUUUUGGAUACUUGGAUCCAGAGUACUUCAGAACAGGCCAUUUCACGGACAAAAGUGAUGUGUACAGCUUCGGAGUGGUCCUUGUUGAACUCUUAACAGGGCAAACGCCAAUGUCUUUGUUUAGGGAAGAAGAAGAAGAAAGGAGCCUUGCAACCUACUUUGUAAUUUCAAUUGAGCAGAAUUGUUUGUUUGAUAUUGCUGAUGCUCGGGUUAUGGAGGAAGGCAAAAAAGAAGAGAUUGUAGCUGUUGCUAACCUUGCAAGAAGGUGCUUGAGCUCAAUUGGGAGGAACCGACCGACAAUGAGAGAAGUGGCAAUGGAGUUGGAGGGAGUAAGGAGGCUCACAAGCUCUUCGAGUUUCCAGCAAAUUGAAGAAACGAUUGAGGCCGCUAAAUCUCGCGACUCUAGUUUCAUGUCCGGCAAGUCUUUCGUGGACAUAGGUGUAACAACAUUUUCAGAUGUGCAGCCAUUCGCCUGUGAAUCAUGGUGAAGGCACAAUUUUUGGCAUCAUCUCCGCAACAUACAUGCAGAGGCCAACGACUCGAAUACGUAAGCUGCACCAAAAUUGAUCUGUCCCCAUCCAUCUUUAGCCUUAAUAAAUAGGGGAAACUUGCCCUUGGACUAGUCAAUUAUACCCGCUUUGUUUAGUCGUUUCCUUGUCGCAGUUGUGGGGAUCAAAAGAGUGCUUGUUUUAGUUGUUUCCUUUUCAAAUUUUCUCUGGCUCAGUGUCGGCGUUUGACUUAA